AUGUCGCUUCUCAAGGAGCAACAAAAAGAUAAUAGCCCAAGUAUGACCUCUGCCGAAGCGCGACCAGAGGAGCCCAAGAGCGAAGAGGAGCUCAAUGCGAUCACCUACGUCAACGCAACAACUUCACCUCUCCUCCUCCUCCCGGCAGAACUGCGAAACAUGAUCUUCGAGUACGCCAUGUAUCAUGAAACCAUCAACCUACACCAAAAAUACAAUAGGUGGACACGCAUCAGCGCAUCUGAGCCACGCCAUAGUGAACCUCUGCUCUUCGUCUGCCGCCAGAUUCACCUAGAGGUCGCCAUAUUACCCUACAAACUUAACGUUUUCUCCAUUACUUUCGAUCGCUAUGCCGAUCUCGGCGACUUUCUGAAACAGCGAACGCCAGAUCAAGUUGAUCUCAUGGUCAAAGUGGUGUGCAAGCUCACUAAUCACGGCCAUCAAGUGCACGUAGCAUCUGCUGCUAAAUGGAUGGCGUUUCUCAAGAAAAUGCUGGAGAAGGAGACUUGA
Alternaria viburni is the source of this 507-nucleotide messenger RNA. RefSeq lists its product as uncharacterized. The transcript is spliced from 2 exons. The record is from RefSeq and is a predicted model, not a curated record. Lineage: Eukaryota; Fungi; Ascomycota; Dothideomycetes; Pleosporales; Pleosporaceae. The coding region runs from base 1 to 507 and encodes 168 amino acids.